GCCAAACUGCGCGCGAAAUCUGUGUGGCGCGAAUUUGGGGCUUUCUGGUUUGCGUUUCCGAGCGAGCGAGUGUGGCGGCGUCCCGCAAAGUGAUUUGGGGAGGUACAACUGAUGAGAAAAAAAGAGCAAGAGAGGAAAGGAGAGACUUCUGCUGCCAACAUGCAGAGAAGUAUUAUGUCAUUUUUUCAACCCACAAAAGAAGGUAAAGUGAAGAAGCCGGAGAAGGAGACACCCAGCAGCAUCAGAGAGAAGGAACCCCCUCCAAAGGUGGCGCUGAAGGAGAGGAAUCAAGUGGUGCCCGAGCGUGAUUCUCCAGUGAAGAGGACAGGAAGGAAGGUAGCCCAGGUUCUGAGCAGUGAAGGGGAGGACGAAGAUGAAGCCCCUGGCAUCCCCAAAGUCCAGAAGCCUGUGUCAGACUCUGAACAGAGCUCUCCUCCCAGCCCUGACACAUGUCCAGAGAACAGUCCUUUCUUCAAUCGCAGCCCCUCCAUGGACAUCUCCCCAUCAGGAUUCCCAAAGCGUCGAACUGCACGGAAACAGCUCCCCAAACGGACAAUUCAAGACACUCUUGAGGAGCAGAAUGAGGACAAAAACAAAACAGCUAAGAAAAGGAAGAAAGAAGAAGAAGAGACCCCAAAAGAAAGCCUCACAGAGGCUGAAGACAUAAAACAGAAGGAAGAAAAAGAAGGGGACCAGCCCAUAGUCCCCUCUGAGCCCACAAAGUCCUCUGAAUCAGUAACCUUGACAAAGACAGAGAACAUUCCAGUGUGUAAGGCAGGAGUGAAACUGAAGCCUCAGGAAGAGGAACAGAGCAAACCUCCUGCUAGAGGUGCCAAGACACUGAGCAGUUUCUUCACACCCCGAAAACCAGCAGUGAAAACUGAAGUCAAACAAGAAGAGUCAGGCACUCUAAGGAAGGAAGAGACCAAGGGAACCCUGGAUCCAACAAAUUAUAAUCCUUCCAAGAAUAACUAUCAUCCUAUUGAAGAUGCCUGCUGGAAACAUGGCCAGAAGGUCCCUUUUCUCGCUGUGGCCCGGACAUUUGAGAAGAUUGAGGAGGUUUCUGCUAGGCUCAAGAUGGUGGAGACAUUGAGCAACCUGCUGCGCUCCGUGGUGGCCCUGUCCCCUCCAGACUUGCUCCCUGUUCUCUAUCUCAGCCUCAACCGCCUUGGGCCACCUCAGCAGGGACUAGAGCUGGGUGUUGGUGAUGGUGUCCUCCUCAAGGCAGUUGCCCAGGCCACAGGUCGUCAGCUGGAGUCCAUCCGGGCUGAGGUAGCUGAGAAGGGGGAUGUGGGGCUGGUGGCCGAGAACAGCCGCAGCACUCAGAGACUCAUGCUGCCUCCACCUCCACUUACUGUUUCUGGAGUCUUCACCAAAUUUUGUGACAUUGCCCGGCUCACUGGCAGUGCUUCCAUGGCCAAGAAGAUGGACAUUAUCAAGGGCCUUUUUGUUGCCUGCCGCCACUCAGAAGCCCGGUUCAUUGCCAGGUCCCUAAGUGGGCGGCUGCGCCUUGGCCUAGCUGAGCAGUCGGUGCUGGCUGCUCUUGCCCAGGCUGUGAGCCUCACACCCCCUGGCCAAGAAUUUCCCACAGCCGUGGUGGAUGCUGGGAAGGGCAAAACAGCAGAGGCCAGAAAGAUGUGGUUGGAAGAACAAGGCAUGAUCUUGAAGCAGACCUUCUGUGAGGUUCCUGACCUGGAUCGAAUCAUCCCUGUGCUGCUGGAACAUGGCCUGGAACAUCUCCCAGAGCACUGCAAGCUGAGCCCAGGGGUCCCUCUUAAACCAAUGCUGGCUCAUCCCACUCGGGGUGUCAGUGAGGUCCUAAAACGCUUUGAGGAGGCCGACUUCACCUGCGAAUAUAAAUAUGAUGGGCAGCGAGCACAGAUACACGUUCUGGAAGGUGGAGAAGUGAAGAUCUUCAGCAGGAACCAGGAAGACAACACAGGAAAGUAUCCUGACAUUAUCAGCCGCAUCCCCAAGAUUAAACACCCCUCAGUCACAUCUUUCAUUCUGGACACUGAGGCUGUGGCCUGGGACCGAGAAAAGAAGCAGAUCCAACCAUUCCAAGUGCUCACCACGCGCAAGCGCAAGGAGGUUGAUGCAUCGGAGAUACAGGUGCAAGUGUGUCUGUAUGCUUUUGACCUCAUCUACCUCAACGGAGAGUCCCUGGUUCGCCAGCCUCUGUCUCGACGCAGGCAGCUGCUCCGUGAGAACUUCGUGGAAACAGAGGGUGAGUUUGUCUUCGCCACCUCCUUGGACACCAAGGACACCGAGCAGAUUGCUGAGUUCUUGGAGCAGUCAGUGAAGGACUCCUGUGAGGGCCUGAUGGUGAAGACCUUGGAUGUUGAUGCCACUUAUGAGAUUGCCAAGAGGUCACACAACUGGCUCAAGCUGAAGAAGGACUACCUUGAUGGUGUGGGCGACACUCUGGACCUUGUGGUGAUUGGCGCCUACCUGGGCCGAGGGAAGCGGGCUGGCCGGUAUGGAGGCUUCCUGUUGGCUGCCUACGAUGAGGAGAGUGAAGAGCUUCAGGCUAUAUGCAAGCUGGGAACUGGAUUCAGUGACGAGGAACUGGAGGAACAUCACCAGAGCCUGCAGGCCCUGGUAUUGCCUACCCCACGCCCCUAUGUGAGGAUUGAUGGGGCAGUGGCCCCAGACCAUUGGCUGGACCCAAGCAUUGUGUGGGAGGUGAAGUGUGCUGAUCUUUCCCUGUCCCCCAUCUACCCUGCUGCACGGGGCCUGGUGGACAAAGAAAAAGGGAUCUCUCUUCGUUUUCCUCGGUUCGUCCGUGUCCGUGAAGACAAGCAGCCAGAGCAGGCCACUACCAGUGACCAGGUUGCCACUUUGUAUCGGAAGCAGAGUCAGAUUCAGAACCAACAAAGCUCAGACUUGGACUCCGACAUUGAAGACUAUUAACCUCCUGCUCUCCUGGGCCUGGGUGGAGGUUGAGAGAACAUGGGUACUGUUGGAUUGGUGGUGUUGAUUGGUGUGUGUGGAGUCGCAGGGUGAGAUCCUGGGGCUGGGAUGCUUCAUUUUCUUCAAUAAAUGACUUCUCAGAUGCCUCCUUGGUGAGGAGGUCUACACUGAGCUCUGUGGUAUGGCUCUGAGUUCACACAGGUGUUGAACAAGUUCCCUGCAGUCUGGCAGCUUCCGCCACUUGGGCUAUGGAACACUCAAAACAUGGCUAUUGCCACUUAGGACUAGAACAGUUCAUUUUAUUUGCUACAUGUUGUUGGUGCUAGUCAGUGGACAGCAGCAAUCAAGAGCUUUCAUGGUUUAGUUUCUUUGAACUCCCAGCACUCUGCCAGGUUGACACUGUUAGCUCUCUUUUGCAGCUAUAGAGGAGGACCCAGAAACUGCCAGCACCCUUGCCAGGAGCAUCAGCACUUAGUACUCUCAGUUCUGCAGGCAAUCACUCCCACAUCUUUCUAACAAGGUCCCCAUGCUUUGGGGAGAGAGUGGUGCCCAGGUGUGUGGUUCCCAUUUGUGCCACCUAUUGUCUUGUCACCAGACAUCACCUCAAUCUUUAGAAUAGCAUUUCAGGCAUCACUCCACAAGAUCAGGAAGUGACAGCAGCUGCUUUGCUAUGGCUGUGACCUCAACAUAAUGUCUGAUGUAUGACAGGUGCUCUGAAGUACUGGCUGAGUGCUAGCCUCCUUUGCACAUGACCAGAGACUAGGCAUCACUGCUAGUCUAACCCCUGUGUCCCUUUCCUUCUUUUGUGUGCUUCAGUCUUCACAGGGGGUACAGAUAGCCCUAGCCAGUUUGAUCCCAUGAAGGUCACCUGAGGUUGGAGAAGAUACAGGCAAGUUGCAAAACUCUAGCAAAUGUGAUAGAAAGGCUCCUAAGAUGAUGGGGAAAGUCUUCUAGAAAGCCCGGUUUUCUUGAGAUGGUCCUUGAAAGAAUUGGGCCCUGGCAGCUUUCUGGUGGAGGAGACAUGGUCUAGGAGGGUAGGGUAGACAACCAGGCAAAGUCCCAGAUCUGCACAGCUAAAGCCAUUCUUGUGGGACAUAGUAUGGCUCUAGUUAGGUUUUCUAUUGCUGUGAUAAAACGCCGUGACCAAAAGCAACUUGAGGUGGAAAGGGUUUAUUUCAGCUUAUAAACCUACAUCACUAUCACUGAGGGAAGUCAUUGGACCCAGAGGCAGAAACUAAUGUACAGGCCACAGAUAAAGUGUUAAUUUACUGGCCUCCUUCCUCUGGCUUGCCUGGCCUAUUUUCUUAUAGCACCCAGAACCACCAGCCCAAGAGUGGCACUGCCCAGUUGGCCUUCUCACAUUAAUCACCAGUCAAGAAAAUGCCCUACAGAUUUGCCUACAGGCAACCUAAUGGAAACAUUUUGUCAAGGUUCUGUUUUCCCAGGUGAACCCUACCUAGUGUCCAGUUGACGUAGCAGCUAGCCCCCAUAAAACCCCAUUCAAAGCAGUUGUCCUGGGCCUGGGAGAUAGCUCAGUCAGUAAAGUGUUUGCUUUGUAAAUGUGAAUACCAAAGUCCAGUCUUCCCCAGAACCCUCCAAGCCAGGCACAGUAGUUGAGGUGGUAGAGACAGCCAGAUACCUGGGGCUCACUGGCCAGACAGUUCAGCUGAAUUGACAGACUCUAGAUUAAGUGAAAGACCAGACCCACCUCAAAAAUAAAAAAUAAAAUACAGUAGGAGUACAUGAUUAAGGAAGACACUUGACACUGAGCAUACCUAGCACACACAUGUACAAAAAAACAUGUCCUUUGGGUCUUCUGUUGACUGCAGUUGACAUCCUGUCCAGUAUAAGGUAAGCCACAGAAGAACCUUGAAACACUGGAAUCAAGGGCCCUGGCCAGCACAGCCCUCAUGGGAUCCAGUUGUGCAAACCUGAGCCUGAACCAGUUGGCUUUCUACCUUCCAGACUUAUCACACGAAUCACUUAGACACCGUGAUUUCGCAUAGCCAAGCUGCAAUCCCGGCGGAAGCUCUGUGAUAUUUACUGGGAAAAGUCUUGUGUAUGACAAGGCUGUCUAAGAUGGAACUCGCUGUGAGACUCUUUGGUCGGAGAGAUCUGAGCUGAAUAUUCUCAUGGCAAACUUUGCCUGUGUGACUCUUCUCUGACCUGUUCCUUUACUUACGAGAUGUCCUUGAUAGCUAGAGGUGCGAGCAUCCAGGUGUGAGGGUUCACUAGGAGUUCAUUCUUUGAACUACAGCACUGGCCAUGAUUGCCUUUCAGAAGAUCCCCUGCUUUGCUUUUGAUUAAUUAUACAUUUAUCACUUAAAUACAUUGGAAUAAUAACCUCCCAACAAUAUAUAUAUAUAUAUAUAUUCAUAUGGCUACAAAUGUGUGGGUAAAGAGGGUUUUGACACUCUGGCAUGAAAAGCAUCAGUUACCAGUUUUAAAGUGUGCCUGAAGACUCUCAGUAGAAGGAAGUUAGGUGAUAAGGAUCACAGAUGGAUAGUCAUCAAUGGAGUUUAGACACAGGGACCUUAACUGAAUGUUCCCGCGAACUUUUGAACCUCUGAAAGUUUAUCUUUAAUUACAGAUGUUCUGAUUAAUGGAUGUGAUGCUCUGUACCUGUUCUCCGAAGUUUUUGCCUGAUUGAUUUUGUAUUUCCCUGUGCCAGAAAGCUUAGUCAUUCUUAGUAAUUACUUCUAUGGAUAUAAUUGCCAGUUUUUCUCUAUAUAACUG
Messenger RNA from Mus pahari (shrew mouse), 5649 nucleotides. RefSeq names its product DNA ligase 1 (gene Lig1). The coding region runs from base 112 to 2913 and encodes 933 amino acids. The transcript is spliced from 28 exons. Gene Ontology annotation, molecular function: DNA binding; ATP binding; DNA ligase (ATP) activity. Gene Ontology annotation, cellular component: nucleus; mitochondrion. Gene Ontology annotation, biological process: lagging strand elongation; DNA repair; Okazaki fragment processing involved in mitotic DNA replication. The record is from RefSeq and is a predicted model, not a curated record. NCBI's taxonomy places the organism in Eukaryota, Metazoa, Chordata, Mammalia, Rodentia, Muridae.